AUGUCUGCUUUAAGAGUGGUCUUGUUAGGAGUUUUAGGACAUGGAAAAACAUACCUAUUUAAUAAAAUAACCAAUGCAAAUGAAGCUGUAAUUUAUGGAGGAAAGUCAGUAACAAAAUAAAUUGUGAUUGGUUAAGCUGCACAUGGAGAAUUUGAAGUUGUUGAUACACCUGGAUUCGAUGCAUCGGAGGAUAAAUUAUUACACGCUGCUGGUGUAAUUGCAGCAUUGGCAUAGGGAGAUGUCAACAGAAUUCUGAUUGUUGUCAAAUGUGAAAGAACAGACAUCAUGAUAAAAAAUAUCAAAAAAGUCAUUGGAUCAAUUUAAAGAUACAAAGAUUUAAUCACGAUUGUUGUAACUUAUUGGGACGAAUAAUAAAGAAACAUACGACAUCGUUAUAAAAGUUAGGAAUCCUAAUAACAACAAGAAUUAGAAGCAAAAUAUUAAAUAGAAACAGCAAUUAAAAACAAUUUUAAUAUCUCUUCAGUAAUAAUUUCUUCAUUUGAAGAUGAUCCUAUUAUUAUCACAGAAAAAAUAACUAAGAUUAUUCUUUUAUCUCGAUUUACUAAAAUUCACUUACAAGAAUCAGAAAUCUAUAGUCAAUUUGACUUAAUAAGCGUAAGUGAAGAAUCUGAAAUGGAAUUUAAUAAAUCAAUUUCUUAAAUUAGGAGUAGUUUUAGAAAAAUCUCAAAAUUAUUUUUAAUGUACAUAGAAACUUAGUAACUAAAUGAAAAUUAUUUGAUUGACAAAUUGCAUUACUUAUCACUAUCUAUUAAAAGCAUUGCAAAUGAAUUUAUUGAAAAAUUUGAAAGGCAAUAUGGAGAUUAUAUGAAUGAAACCUAUGAUACAGAUGGCAUAAAUGUAAGAUACCUACAUCAUAUUUAUCUGAAAAAGGAACUUCGAUUGGAUCUUGAAUAAGUUAUUAAAAAAGCAUAAUCUAAAAUGAAAGAAUCUUAAAUUCACUGUUUUAAUUGGAUUAAAUAGUGUCCUUAUUGUGGAUUAGUCUGGAUAAAAGUUGUUGGUUGUGAUAAUGAAACUACAUGUGGAAAUAGGGUAGAUUCUUAUUUUGACGAUCUGCUGGUAAGAACUUAAAAUGAAAAGCGUUUCAAAAUAAUAGUAAAUAAUGAUUCUGUUGAUAUUGAGAUAUUGGAUGAAUAAAAAAGUGAAAAAAAAUUAGUAAUUUAAUAAGAUCUAAAUAUAUAUUAAAUAUUGUUCAAUUCUAUAAAGGACAAUCCUGUAUUAAGUAAGAAUUUUAAAAUUUACUAUUCAUUUUUUAAUUCAGAUUCAGAUUCGGAUUUAGAAUAGUUAAAAGUUGAAUUGGUUAUUUCUAUUUUAGGUUUAUAAAGAGUUGACUACUAUAUUAAAAAUAUAUAUGAAGUAGAUCAAGAAAUGAUGAUUAAUGAGUUCAAAUUUCUACUUAGAGAAUCUGGAUGGUUCUAAUCUGAUUUUCCAAACUUGAAUUUUUAUAAGUAAAAAUCAUUAGGAUGUGGGAAUGUAAUUGUGUGGAAAGAUUUAGCUCCUCUGAGUGGACCACUUUUAUAAGAAUUACUAUCACCUGAAUUGCUUGAUUAUUUCAAUGAUCAGGAAUAAUUAUUAAAAGAUGAAGCUGACGAUAUUGCAAAAGAGUUGGAAAGGACCUAUAAAAAUCUUAUGAAUUAAGCAAUUACUGAAUAAUUGAAGAAUAUAAAAGUAAUCCCAAAGCUAUUAAAUAUCAUGGAAACUUUAGACGAUACAGUAAAACAAAAAUAGGAACAAUAUAACUAAAAUCUUUAGUAAAAUUUUUAAAAUCAUAUUGAAAAAACAAAGAUUGAACAAUAAAAUGUUAAAAGAAGAUACAGCAUUAAAAUGAGUAUAGAUGAUAAUUUUAAUUCAGAUACUGAAAAUGCUGAUAGUUCUCGAAUAGAAGUGCCUAAGGAUAAUCAUUGA
This is a messenger RNA of Paramecium tetraurelia, 1923 nucleotides long. RefSeq lists its product as uncharacterized. Lineage: Eukaryota; Ciliophora; Oligohymenophorea; Peniculida; Parameciidae. Gene Ontology annotation, molecular function: GTP binding. The record is from RefSeq and is a predicted model, not a curated record. The transcript has a single exon.